GAGGUCCUCGUUUUCAAAACAAACAAAAUGGCGGCGCACAUGAGAUGGGGACUUCGCCAGUUGUUACGGACAAGAAAUACGUCUCACAUUAGGUUUCCAGACAACGCCAGAAGCUCAUAUCACUCACAGUGCACGACUCAGAGCUUCAGGAAGGUCCAGCCUCAGCCCUGCACAGGAACCACACACUUCUCAAUAAGACAGCUGUCCAUCCAGACUCAAGACACUCCAAACCCCAGCAGCUUGAAGUUUCUCCCUGGUAAACCUGUCCUAGGAAGUGGGACGCUUGACUUUCCCUCUCCGAGCUCAGCUGGAUGUUCAUCUUUAGCCAGGGACCUGUUUGAAAUCGAAGGAGUGAAAAGUGUGUUCUUUGGCCCUGACUUCAUCACAGUCACGAAAGCAGAUGAGGAUGUGGAAUGGACAGACAUUAAGCGCCAUGCUUCGGAGGCCAUUGCUAAGUUCUUUGAGAGCGGUGACCCGAUAACAACAGGGGCAGUGUACAAUGAAAGCAGCCAUUCUGAAGAUGAUGAUGAAAUUGUAUCUAUGAUAAAGGAGCUUCUGGACACCAGAAUCAGACCUACAGUGCAGGAGGAUGGAGGCGAUGUCAUCUUUAAGGGGUUUGAGGACGGCACAGUCAAGCUCAAGCUGGUCGGUUCCUGCACAGGUUGUCCCAGCUCCACGGUUACCCUGAAGAACGGCAUUCAGAACAUGCUGCAGUUUUAUAUCCCUGAAGUAGACAAUGUGGAACAGGUGGAAGAUGAAGUGGAUGAAAUCAACGCGAAGGUUUUCUCAGAGUUGGAACGCAAAUUACAAGACUAAAGACUUACUCGAACAACACACUUUAGAAGAAACAUAUGUUCCACUGAGUAAAGAGAAAAAGUUAUUACCUGCUAUUUUGUGUGCACACUAUAUACCGUUAGGAGUUCAAGCUGUAAGUACAUGUACAUACUGUAUGCCCCUGUUACCAAGACAAUGAGAUACAGGAAAUAUACCUGUAUAUAGAAUAUAUUGUCAUUCUUCUAACCAUUCAAAAUGUUCUGCUGUGAUGCCUGUAAUUGUUGUGAUUUAUUUAUUUAUUAUAAAUAUUGUAUAUUUUGAAAUAAUAUUUUCAUAGGAGGGAGAUAUUGUCAAAGUUUUUGACAUUGUUUAUGGUGAUGCAGAAUGAUGAUUUGAUAAGGUAUUCCAGUUGUUGCUGAUUUAUCAAAUUAAACCUGAACUGUUUUUGCUUGUUAAUGCAUCAUCUAUAAAUGACAAAAAAUGUAAUUUGCUAAAAUUAUUAUUGAAGCUGAAGUAGGUUUACAAUAUGACAUCCUGUAAGACGUGUAUGCUGUAUUUAUCUGCUUUGUGCUGUAUUUUCUUUUCAGAUUUACUGUAUCACAUUAAACAGAACUCAUAGUUUGAAAGUAAA
Molecule: messenger RNA, 1405 nt
Organism: Morone saxatilis (striped sea-bass)
Lineage: Eukaryota; Metazoa; Chordata; Actinopteri; Moronidae
Exons: 8
Coding region: 28-816 (262 amino acids)
Biological process (GO): iron-sulfur cluster assembly
Cellular component (GO): mitochondrion
Molecular function (GO): iron-sulfur cluster binding; iron ion binding
Source: RefSeq, a predicted model, not a curated record